AACCCAGACGGAAAGCAAAGCUCGCUGUUCCCCGCCCCACCCCCCCUCCCGUCUAACCCCCAAAAGCGGUGCGACAAUGUCGAGUUCCAACAACCUCGUAGCCAUGAAAAAGGUCGUGCAGCAGCUGCGCUUCGAGGCGAGCAUACACAGAGUGAAGGUGUCCCAAGCGGCUGCGGACCUUCAGCAGUUCUGCAUGCAGAACGCCUUGCAAGACCCCCUGCUCACGGGCGUGUCGUCCAGCACCAACCCGUUCAGGCCGCAGAAGGUCUGCUCCUUCUUGUGAACCAGCCGCACUCUUUCGGCAAGCCUUCAUUUUGAUGCUACAGGGAAACAUCGACCUCAACACUGCUCCUCAUGCCAAGCCAUUAAAACUGCCACGGGGGAACGAGAGGGCCUCUUGAGUAUUACACAUCGGAACCAUGUCAGAGAAGAUAACCAUCUAUUUUCAACCACAGAAGAAGAAGAAAGGAAGCGGUUUUAUUUUUCAUGGCACAGCGUGUUUUUUUUUUUGUUUUGUUUUUUUUAUUAUUGUGCCUUUUCUAAUCUAUUUUAGUCAUCACUCUUCUGGACUCUUUUGUAUUUAAUAAAUAAAAACAUUCUUUGUUAAUCCAAA
Molecule: messenger RNA, 613 nt
Organism: Syngnathoides biaculeatus (alligator pipefish)
Lineage: Eukaryota; Metazoa; Chordata; Actinopteri; Syngnathiformes; Syngnathidae
Product: guanine nucleotide-binding protein G(I)/G(S)/G(O) subunit gamma-5-like
Exons: 3
Coding region: 77-283 (68 amino acids)
Biological process (GO): G protein-coupled receptor signaling pathway
Cellular component (GO): heterotrimeric G-protein complex
Molecular function (GO): G-protein beta-subunit binding
Source: RefSeq, a predicted model, not a curated record